Callorhinus ursinus (northern fur seal) is the source of this 4680-nucleotide messenger RNA. RefSeq names its product alpha-L-fucosidase 2 (gene FUCA2). The record is from RefSeq and is a predicted model, not a curated record. Gene Ontology annotation, biological process: fucose metabolic process; glycoside catabolic process. Gene Ontology annotation, cellular component: lysosome. NCBI's taxonomy places the organism in Eukaryota, Metazoa, Chordata, Mammalia, Carnivora, Otariidae. Gene Ontology annotation, molecular function: alpha-L-fucosidase activity.
GGCAGUUUCUAAAGGUCGUGCUGCUCCAGCGAAUAUGCGCUCCCACAGGUCCCUGAACUUGACUCUUUCUUCCACACGAGGCGGACAGACCGGGAGCUCUACGCUAAGCACCCUCAGGGCGGGCCGGGACCACUACCGGCCUCGCUGGUUUUGCAGCGCUCCGGGGAUCCCUGGGCUGGAGCGCCCGGGACAGCAGCGGGAGAGAGCUCCUUUGUCCCGACAGCGCGGUCAGGUGACAGCGUCGAGCUUACUCAUCGGGAGACGCGGAAGGACGCGCGCAGGGACCGAGAGCGGCGCGCGGACAUGCGGCCCCAGGCGCUCCCGGCGCUCGGGCUGGCGCUCCCGCUGCUGCUCCUGCCGCUGCCGCCGCCCGCACCCUGCACCGCCCCCCCCGCGCCGCGCUUCGACGCCACCUGGGAGUCCCUGGACGCCCGCCCGCUGCCGGCCUGGUUCGACCAGGCCAAGUUCGGCAUCUUCAUCCACUGGGGGGUGUUCUCCGUGCCCAGUUUCGGAAGCGAAUGGUUCUGGUGGUAUUGGCAAGAGAAAAAGAUACCGACGUAUGUGGAAUUUAUGAAAAAUAAUUACCCUCCUAAUUUCAAAUAUGAAGAUUUUGGACCAUUAUUUACAGCAAAGUUUUUUAAUGCGAGCCACUGGACAGAUAUUUUCCAGGCUUCUGGUGCCAAAUACAUUGUCUUAACUUCCAAACAUCAUGAAGGCUUUACCCUGUGGGGCUCAAAGUAUUCAUGGAACUGGAAUGCUGUAGAUGAGGGGCCGAAGAGGGACCUCGUCAAGGAACUUGAGGUUGCCAUUAGGAACAGGACUGACCUGCGAUUUGGACUGUACCAUUCCCUUUUUGAAUGGUUUCAUCCACUCUUCCUUGAGGAUAAGUCCAGGUCAUUCCAACAGCAACAGUUUCCAGUUUCUAAGACGCUGCCGGAACUCUAUGAGUUAGUGAGCAAGUAUCAGCCGGAGAUCCUGUGGUCGGAUGGUGACGGACAUGCCCCUGAUUACUACUGGAACAGCACAGGCUUCUUAGCCUGGCUGUAUAACAAAAGCCCAGUUCGGGACACAGUUGUGACCAAUGACCGGUGGGGCUAUGGUACCAUCUGUAAGCAUGGCGGCUAUUACACCUGCAGUGAUCGGUACAACCCAGGACAUCUUUUGCCUCAUAAAUGGGAGAAUUGCAUGACAAUAGACAAGUCUUCCUGGGGCUACAGGAGAGAUGCUGGAAUUAAUGAUUAUCUUACAAUCGAAGAACUAGUGAAGCAACUUGUGGAAACAGUUUCAUGUGGAGGGAAUCUUUUGAUGAAUAUUGGGCCCACACAUGAUGGCACCAUUUCUGUAAUUUUUGAGGAGCGAUUGAGGCAAAUGGGGACCUGGCUAAAAGUCAAUGGAGAAGCCAUUUAUGAAACCCACCCUUGGAGGUCCCAGAGUGAUGAUGCUACCCCAGAUGUGUGGUACACAUCCAAACGUAAACAAAAAUUGGUCUAUGCUAUAUUUCUUGAAUGGCCCACAUCAGGACGUCUGUUUCUUAGCCAACCCAUAGCUACUCUGGGAGUAACAAAGAUUAAACUGCUGGGACAUGGACAGCCACUGAACUGGACUUCUUUGAAGCCAAAUGGCUUACUGGUAGAACUGCCACAUCUAACCUUGCAUCAGAUGCCCUGUAAAUGGGGCUGGGCUUUAGAAUUAACUAAUGUGAUCUGAUUUGCAGCAGAGAGGUUCAUGCUGCAGGUACAUUGAAGACUAGAAAAUACCACGUUUCUGUAAUCAUAGCACAUAGAGAAAGCAAUUGUAAAACUGGUCAAGGAAGUCAAGUAAUUAUUUAGGCAAUUCAGCCCUUUCCCCACUUACACCUUAAUAUUUUUCCUAAAUCACCCAUGUAACUGUUUUAACUCUCUGGUGUACUUUGCCAUCAGAGGCUCUUCAUAUUGAAUUUAUUUCCAUGUGUGAUUAAGAGGUGGAAUUUUUUGUUUUACAGUAGCUAGGAAUUGGUGGUGGUAAGGACUAACUGAACUGUGUCUCAAAUUCAUAUGUUGAAGCCCUAACCCCCACUGUGCCUGUAUUUGAAGACAGAGCCUUUGAAGAGGUAACUAAGGUUAAAUAAAGUCAUAAAAGUGAGAACCUAAUCCAGUAUGACUGGUGUCCUUAUAAGAAAAGAGACACUGUGGAUGCAGCACACAGAGGAAAGGCCAUGUGCAGACACAGGGAGGAAGCACCAUCUGCAAGCCAAGGAGAGGGGCCUUAAGACAAACCCAAACUGCCAAACAUUGGGCUCUCAGCCUUUGAAAUUGUGAGAAAAUAAAUUACUGUGGUUUAAGCCACGCAGUCUCUGGUAUUUUGUUAUGGCAACCCUAGCAGACUAAUAUAGGUGAUAGGUAUAUAAUAAAUUUGGCCUAAUACAUAUUUCCAAUGCACACAGUAAUUGUCUUUUUAUAAAAAAAAUUAUUUUUUUCCCUCUUGGUAAUAAAACUGAUAUAUGUUUACUGUAGGUAUUUUAAAACAUACAAAAAUGCUCAAAGCAUUUUGGAAAUGCUAAAGCCACUGUUUAGAUCACCACUAUUAAUAUUUUAGUACAUAUUCUUUCAGGGUUUUUGAGGUGGGGUGGAGGGGGUAUGGGAUUGGAGGUAUAGGCCAAUUUUUGUAGGUGAGCUAAUUUGAGCUCCAAUUUAAAUUAAUAAAUAUGUUUCCUGUAUUUGCCUUCAAGCAAAUUGAAUUUGAAAACCUAGUUGAAAAUUAUGAAUUCUACUCAAAUCUUCCCUAAGAAUGAAGCAAAAUAAUGAAGUAAAAAUAAUAUUGAUUUUGAUGUAAAUUUAAAGAAACACUGAUUAGAGAACUCGCUCUCCUCAACAAAAGAUGUUUAAUUGGCCAGAUCUUUAUUUGAAGUACUGCAGGUUCCAUUUUGUUACAUUAAUCAAAUGCAGACAUGUCACUGUUUCCAAAAAAUGCUUCAAAUAGAGAAUGAAAUCAAAGUACAUAUUUAUUUCCUAAAAUCAUGCUAACAUUGAAAACUUUUAAAAAAAUUACGCAUUGUUGAAGUUCCUAAAAUCACCAAUUUUUGAAACCAUGCCAAAGUAUUUACAUAUAUAAAUAUGUUAAUAGUUCUAAAUCCCAAUUAAUAUUUUAUUAGAGAUCCAGCUUGGAUAGAUUUAUAUGAUCCCAAACACUAUACUAAGCAAAAACAAAAACUGGAAGUUUAGUUAUUUGGUAGCUAUGAGGGAGCUAAAUGACAAAAUACAGUUCAGCAUUUAACCCAACUAUAUAAAAAAAUAUCUGUGAUAUGAGGGCAAGAACUAUAGUAAGGAUAAUUAGAAAUCAGACCUCUCAUUACCAAAGCCAAUAGUUUUUAUCCUCCCAUCAAAUAAUCCUUUUCCCAGAGUUCUUAAAUAGGUACAAAAUAGCCUGAUUUGAAUUUCAGUACCUUCUGAUUUUCCUUUAAUGACUAGAGAAAUAUUGAAGGCAAAGCCAACUAGAUUAUUAGACUGAAUAAUGUAGACAUUGAUAUUUUAAAUAUGGAUACCACUUUAAUAAGAUUCUAUCUCAUUUUCUUAUGAGUGUCAUAUUCAAGCAACACAAUUACUCUAAAAGAUCAGGCUAUUCAACUGAAUAUGAUUCAAGACAACAGAAGAUAAGACAGACGUUUUGCCUUCUGUUCAUUUCAGUUUUGUAAGUGAAAGACCUGGUUAGAUAAAAUCUUCCUACCUUCCAAGCAAAUAAAAUAAAUGGUCUUAUCAAAUUUUUAUAUAUACAUAGUAACAAACAUUUAUACAAGUUUGAAGGAGAAAAAGUAGAAGCAGUUUUAAGUAAUCUCCAUUCAGCCAAUUUACUGGGUUAACUGAUGCUCUCCAUCUCCUUGGAAAAGCAUACAGAUGAUUGGUUCCUAGGGCAAGCUACAUGCUUUCAGUUAAUAGACUUCUUUCUGUCUGGCACACCCUUUACUUCGAUUUCUACUUGUUGCAACAUAUGUCUACCAAGCUGAGUUGAGUUUGUGACUAUAGUGGGUUGAAUAGUAUUUCCCAAAAAUUCAUGUUCACCUGGAAGCCAAGAACGUGAUCUUGGAAAUGGUGUCUUUGCAAAUGUAAUUAAAGUUAAGUGUUGAGAUAAGAUCAUACUAUACGUAAGUGGGUCCUAAAUGAGAGUAUCCUUGUAAGAGAGAAAGAAAACAGACACACAGAGAAGGCCACGUGAAGACUGAGAGACUGGAGUUUGCUGCUAUAAGACAAGGGACACUUGGGCCACCAGAAGCUGGGAGAGCCAAAAAAGGAUUGAAUGGUCUUCCCUAAGGAAGCAAGGUGGGAGCAAGAGGGAGCACGGUCCUGCUGACACCUUGAUUUUGGACUUCCAAGUACCAGAAUGGUGAGAGGAUAAAUUUCUGUUGUUUUAGGUCACUCAAUUAGUUAUAAUUCAUUACAGUGGCUCUAGGAAAUUAAAAGUUAUCAAACAAACUGAUUAUGCCAGUUGAACUUUUUAUCAUGAUUAUACAAACUGUCAUAACAUGAGUUUGAAGAGUUGUAGUGUCUGCAAAAAGCAAGCUGAACUUUGGAAAGACUAGAUAAAAGUGUGUUGCUUUUUUUAGGGGAGCUUGGCUGGCUGUCAAAGGAGCAUGUGACUCUUGAUGUCGGGGUUGUGAGUUUGAGCCCCACAUUGGGUAGAGAUUACUUAAAAAUAAAAUCUUAAAAA